AUGAUGGCUCCUCAUGCAUGGGCCGCAGGCCCCCGUAAGAGAUCGCGGGAGGACGAUUAUGCGGACGCCGCAAUGGGAGGGGUAUCAGGCUUCUCCGAGCACCGAACUAAACGCCAACAAAUAUUGCCUGUUCGGACAUCUCCCAACUCCAAGAGAUGGCUUUCUACACCGAGUUUUCAAGAGAAUCCGCAGCCCGUCGUCUCGGGCUACCAGUACUAUGGGGCGCCGGAUCCCUCAGACUACCAUGAGCCCGAGAUCACAGAGCAGCACGUAUGGGCCGCCGAGCCGGAGCUCCCAUCAAACUACAGCCCGGAAAGCAUGGAUAUGGAGAUGAUGGACUGCGAACCAGAACCAAGACAUCAAGAACAGCAGCACCACCAGCACCAGCAGUACCUCCAACCGGGUCAGUUUCAGCCAGACCACUUGGCACCUGAACCAAGCAUCAGCGAUCGCAUUCCGACACCGAUCCACUGUAACUUCGCUGAGCAAGUCCGGGGUAAGCACUGGGGCGGAGCGGCGGGUAACAUCACCAUGGACCAUAGGGGAUCAUAUGGGGUCCCUCCACCUACACAGCAGCACCACGAGCCGUCCGUCUCGCUACUAGGCCACGAGAGCGUCCCCCGCUCUCUCGACGGCGCCGCCGCUACCGCGCAGGUGAUGGAGGACUGGAGCAUGGUGCAGAACCGUCGGCUCCCCUCGCCCAUAAGCGAGGUAGGAGGGGACAUGGAAGACAGCGGCAUGGGAGAAAGUCCGCGGAUGAUCCUCGAAUCGUACCACCCUGGCCAUCAACAUCACCAUGAUCACGACCACCACCACCUCCAGCAACAUGAACACCCCCUCCCCCGCCAGCGCCUCAGCAGCCUCGACCAACUAACCCACAGCCACCCUCUCCUCUCCGCCAUGCCGUUGCGCAACUCUUCCCUCAACAGCCAAAUGGGACCCCGCGAGCCGACGCCUAUUCCCCAAGGAGAGUGCCAAAACCAUCAUGGUCAUGGUCAUGGUCAUGGUAGUAUGGAUGGUGUCGAGAUUGGAUAUGGAGGAUCCCCGCAGACAUCGCCGAAAACCACGUCACCCCCUAAUAAAAGGGGCCAUCAGCGCUCCAAACACACGGUCAGCUCGUGGACCAUGGCCAACCAGCCGGGCAUGAAGAGGUCGUUUAGCAUAGGAUAUCGGGAUGACUGCGAGAAGUGCCGGAUGAAGGUUCCGGGACAUUUUAACCAUAUUAUCGUGUCGUAG
This is a messenger RNA of Neurospora tetraspora, 1236 nucleotides long. RefSeq lists its product as uncharacterized. The record is from RefSeq and is a predicted model, not a curated record. The transcript is spliced from 2 exons. Bases 1 to 1236 code for a protein of 411 amino acids. NCBI's taxonomy places the organism in Eukaryota, Fungi, Ascomycota, Sordariomycetes, Sordariales, Sordariaceae.